AGGGCGCCCCCGGUGGUGUCAACCAACAGCCUAUUGCGCAACAAUUGCGCCGUUUGCGCUAUUAGGGAAAAAACGCCGACUCGCCAUUCGCUUAAGAGGCCAAACGGAUCCAAAUUCAGCCUACGGUCCAUCGCACAGCCUAUGCGUCAUAUGGCAACUUAUUUGAAUGGGCCAACGUCCGUCGAAGCGCCUAUGUUCCCUAACUCCCCCAGUAACACCAGCAUCUGAUCUGAUCUCUCCCAAUAACACCAGCAUCUGAUCUGAUGUCACCAGCAUCUGAUCUGUUCUCCCCCAGUAACACCAGCAUCUGAUCUGUUCUCCCCCAGUAACACCAGCAUCUGAUCUGAUCUCCCCCAGUAACACCAGCAUCUGAUCUGUUCUCCCCCAGUAACACCAGCAUCUGAUUGGUUUCUGCCAAACUGGAAAACUCUGGCAUGAGGUUUGAGAGUUUGUGGAGGUAUUUCUCAACUCUGUAGAUUUCUCACAGUGAAGGAGAAAGUGUGUCUCUGUCUUGACCUCACACGUGUCACAGUGAGCACAGACUCGUUCAUGUUUGUCUGUGAUCACUGAGUCUGUAUUUGGUGAGGAUCCGUCUCUGUUUUGGAUCUCUUACAGUGUGCAGAUAUUCUGCCAGAUUAUAUGUUCUGUUUUGGGCCCGAUAAUAUUCCAAUUUGCUUUGUUUUUUACUUUCAUUUUCCCAGUGGUCCAAUGUCCAAUGUUUGUCUCUGUCUGUCUCUCUCUCUGUUUGUCUGUCUGUCAAUUCAGUUCAAUUCAAUUCAAUGAGCUUUAUUGACAUGACAAAGACAUUUUGUAUUUCCAAAUCAAUUACACAGAAAAACAGAACAGGAACUGAACAAGGACAUGAGAACAAUAAUAACUAUAAAGAGAUAACAUUGAGCAUUAAUGCAACAUUAUAUAGUGUUGGAAACAGGGGUAGGGGAUUGGGGUCAGGGGUCAUAAACAUAUAUUAAUAUAUUAUUUAUUUUAGUUGUUGUUGUCCCUCAGGUUUCUACAGGAUACUACAAAUCUUGCAGCUAUGUUUGCACAUUCUUCUUUUUUACCCAGAAUAAAAAAAUGUUUUGUGUCGGGGUACAUUCAUUGAAAUCUGGGCAUAUGUUGUUAAUUUUGUGGAUAUAUUUUUUCUAAUUGGUUGGUAUUUUAGGCAUUCUGUGAGGAAGUGCAAGUCUCAAUCACUCCCAGGUUGCAUUGGGAUCACUAUAGACAUCUCUAUAACCAGACUGUGCUCGUUGAGUCUGUACAUCCUCAGUGCUUUUCUUAACUUUCUUUCAGUCACUGUACUAUGCCGAAUAACAUUCCAGUUUGUGUUGAUUUGUAAUAGUGUUUGUCCAAUGUGUGAUGUAUUUUUCCUUGGUGUAUAAUUUGGUUAGGCUGAAUUAUACACAAUUAUUCUCUCUCCCUCUUUAAACCUUUCUUUAUCUGUUUUGUGCUUGUGUAAACACUUCUUUUGAAAAUGCUGAUGAGGACUAGUGUUAUAUUAGUUUGUUUAGUCAGUGUUGAAGUGCAGCUGCAGGAUCGGCUUUCAGGUUUAAUUAUUUUAGGAUUAAAAACAUUUGAAUAAGAUUCUAGAAAAGCAAUAAAACAUUGUACAUCACCAUUACAAUCCACCAAAACUGCAGACUCUCAUUUGAGUGGACAGAUCCGUUGAAGCUUAAAUCUCUUUAUUAAGAGCAAUCAACACCUCACAACAUAUAUGUUUGAACAAUGACGUUCAUGUUGAGUGACUGCAGCAAGUCCUCAUGGAUUUGCCAAUUGCAGCAUAAUAUGUGUCAUUCUCUUUGGAUUUCAUGGACGUCACCUUCAGGACUUCCUGGAAGCGUCAAUCUGUCUGAAGAGCUCAGAUGAGGAAGUCACUGUGGUGGACCAGGAAGUUGCUGACCUGCAGCAUAUCGGCAUCACUCAGGACACAAACAACAUCUAUGUGAAGAGUGGAGCGUGGGUGGCUUACAGAGACAGGUGCUUCACAGGAGAUCAGUAUGUUCUAGAGAGAGGACGACACUCAGGGACCCUCGAAUGGGGUGACAGGCGCAGCUCACCGCGGUCACUGCGACCUAUUCGCAGGGAAGUUUGCACCAUCAUGGAGCCAAUUUCUUUGCUGCGCAUCUACAGUCAGACGCAUUACAACGGUGAGAGCCGAGAGUUUGUGAGUGAAGCUCCGGACUGUGGCGGUCUCAGACUCCAGUCGUUCCGGGUCAUCAGAGGGAGUUGGCUGCUCUUCGAUGAGGAGGGUUUCUCUGGUAACCAGUACAUCCUGGGGGAGGGGCUUUACCCUGACCUCACUUCCUGUGGCUGUGCAUCAGCGGUCAUCAAGUCUGUAAAGCCCAUUCCAUACAGUUUCACCGAUCCGUCCGUCAGUCUGUUUUCUCUCAGCGGUUUUGAGGGACUUGAGGAAACGUCACAUUCAGAUGUGGAGAACAUCUCACACUUCUUCAGCCAAUCUGUGAGAGUCAACAGCGGCCUGUGGGUGGCAUAUGAAUACAGUCAUUUUAAGGGGCGUCAGAUGCUCUUGCAGCUGCAAGGAUAUCCAGAUUGGGGGGGUCACAGCAGUUGGGACACAAUUGGAUCAUUGAGGCCCCUCAAACUGCCCAAAGUUCACCUUCAGAUACGAAAUCGGGCGCUGGACUCCGUCCUAACCACAGAGAGUGUCCCGAUUAAUUUACCGGCAAAGGUGUUCCUGAGUUCUGCCGAUCGUUCCUUGAACACGCAGCGCUGGAUCUUCACCGACAGUCUUCUAAAGAACACGGUGACGAGAGGUUGUCUGUCUGUGAUCGGUGCAAAGGCGUGUGCGGGUGCCAGAGUGGCAUUAUGGGAAGAACACGGGCGUGUGAAUCAGAGAUGGAGUCUGAAUGAAGAUGGGACAUUCUCCUCACAUUUAAAUCGCAGUCUCGUUUUGGACAUCAAAGGUGGAGUUACUGCUGACACGGAUCAUCUGAUUCUGAGUCCGCUGUGUGUCGAUACAAACACUCAAAACUGGGACGUGGACGUGCUGUGACCCUGAAACUAUCAGGAACAUGAACACCUGAUCAAAUCAAUCAAUGAGGGCUUGAUACAUGGGAUUUCAGUUAAUAUUCAGAUAACUGACAUAUUCACCCACAACCCAAUCACAUGAAAAUGUAUUUUGGGAUUAGGGGAUUAGAGUAAAAUAAGUCUGUAUGUUUGUUUUUAAAUGCAGCACAUUUGCACUAAAGGAAACCUCACGUGUGUGACCGCCGAUACACCGAGACUCCCUUUAUUCAGUUUUGGGAAAAGAACUCAAAUACAUUGUUUUUCAGUAGCUGAAGUGUUACGUUGGACACAUUCAGAUGGUAUAAAGUCAUUUCACUGGAGUUCUUCAGGAACAUUAAUGUGUGUGUGUGUGUGUGUGUGUGUGUGUGUGUGUGUGUGUGU
Messenger RNA from Xyrauchen texanus (razorback sucker), 3405 nucleotides. Its product is annotated as beta/gamma crystallin domain-containing protein 3-like. The record is from RefSeq and is a predicted model, not a curated record. Gene Ontology annotation, biological process: visual perception; lens development in camera-type eye. NCBI's taxonomy places the organism in Eukaryota, Metazoa, Chordata, Actinopteri, Cypriniformes, Catostomidae. The transcript has 10 exons. Gene Ontology annotation, molecular function: structural constituent of eye lens. Bases 2096 to 3010 code for a protein of 304 amino acids.